GUACGCAGCGACUUGGAUCUGCUUCUGGCUUUGCUGAAGUCCAUAGGCGACAGUAACCAUACAUCAUCAGGUGGGCCGUAUGCUCGUCUGCAUACAACGGCAAAGUUUUCUACGGUCUUACGCAUGAUGUAUUCGCCGUAUAUAUUAAACAGGAUGGGUUAUAGAAUAUACCUUUGGCGAAAUCCUCUUUUGAACUUAAAAUGGUUUGACAUAGUAUUGCCGAGCCUUAUAGCGCGCUGGUUGCUGUAGUACAAGGAUUGGAGAAGAGCUAUAAGGUGCAUGGGUACUCCAAGGUCUUGGAAGACUCGCCAUAAGCAGCUUCAGAUAACGCAGUCAAACGCCUUGCUUUAGUCAACGAAGCAUAGGAUACCAGCAAACUAGUAAUUACUUUGAGCGGAUAAGAAUUAAAGAUCAAAUAAUAUGAUAAAUGAAGAAGACGAUUUAUAUUACUUGCGAUUCAAUUAAAAACAAUACUCUAAUCGUCACCACCAAGCAUUUUAAUCGAAGUUUUAGGACAUGUACUAAAUACCUACUUCCGAUCGAAUUUCGUUAAGACUUCUGCUGACAAAAUCCGUUUCUUGGAACAAUCACUCAGUCCGAGCCGACAUCAUAAGUCAACUGAGUAUAAUCUUUCAAGAUGUUAGUCGCGUCGCUUAACAGUCUCUCGCCGCGGCUGCGGUUCCAAUUUAGCAAACCGAAGAUCGAGAAUGUGGCCUUCAGGCUGCAUUACCAGCUGACUGUGACGAUUUUGCUGGCUUUCGUGAUCCUGGUCUGCGCUAGAGAGUAUUUCGGGGAUCACAUCAAAUGUCUUUCGGAUCAGGGUGUGCCCGACCAUGUAAUUCAGACGUACUGCUUCUUCAUGGCCACUUUUACAAUAGUUCGUCAUUACAACGAGAGUCUACUUCAAGGAGAGUUCCUGCCUCAUCCCGGAGUAGGGCCCAUCCUUGCCACAGACGAGACCAUCCACCACACGUAUUACCAGUGGGUACCUUUCGUACUCUUCAUCCAGUCUAUAUGCUUCUACCUGCCUCAUUACAUAUGGAAGACAAAAGAAGGUGGCAGGAUAAAGGCCCUGGUUGACGGACUCCAGUACGCCGGACUGGCGCUCCACGACGACGACAUCACCGUCAACGGCACCACAGUACCUUCAAAGAAGACCCUCGAAAACAAACUGGAUUCAAUUAGGAAAGACAUCAUAUUAAGGUUGAAGAUAUCGAGGACGUGGUCGACUUGGCUCGUCUCCAUGGAGGUCGCGAAUCUGCUGCACGUCAUGUUCCAGGUGUGGGUGAUCAACAAGUUCCUAAACGGGGCGUUCAUGUCACUAGGCCCCAGAGUACUCGAAACGAAAGACUGGAGCCACAUAGUCGAUCCGCUGGAGCUUGUGUUUCCGAAGGUAACGAAGUGCAUCUUCCACAAGUACGGUCCGAGUGGCUCAAUCCAGCAACACGACGCGCUCUGCGUAAUGGCCCUCAAUAUAAUCCACGAGAAGAUCUACACAGUGCUUUGGUUCUGGCUGCUUUUCCUUUUCAUUGUCUCCUUAUUGGCUGUGAUAUGGCGGGUAAUUUCGUUUUUCCUGUACCGCCGGUCGCUGCGGUUCAACGAGAUGAUGUUCCGUCACGUGAGCAACGCCAAGUUCAACCCGUACAACGUCAUCAGGGUGGUCAACGGCUGCGAGUUCGCCGAUUGGCUCUUCCUCUAUUACCUUGCGAAGAAUAUGCAAGGCUUUGUAUUCCAGGCACUAUUUGUGCGAUUAGCGGAGGAGUUGGAGAAAAGAGAACUGCCUUACGAUGACCAAGGCACGGAGGAGAAGGGAGCUGAACCAAUAUUAGUCGGAAAAGUAGAUAUUGACGACGAAACUAUGCCGUUAAAAAGAGAUAAGAAAUCAUCGUGAUGAAAUUACGGAGGACGGAAGUAAUAUGGAUAUUCCUAUUAUAUAUUACCACCAACGCUACUAUUCUUAUUCCAAAAUACUUAUACAGCGACAUUUGGCCAGUGUUAUUUUUACUUUACAUUGGACUUCGUCUGGCUUCGAACACAAAACUGUUCUAGGUUUCGGUAUUCAAAUCCUUUUAGGUCAGCGAAUGAUGGUAGAACUAAAGAAAUAACUCGUUUCAAUAUCUACACAAUUACCCUCCAUUAUGUCUGCCGUGAAACAGAGUAGAGUGGUAAAACAGCAAAUGCAAAUCAAGCAAUCACCGGUUUAAUUUAAAAAAAUUAAUCACUUCUCGAAUCUUCGUUCACGGCGCGACAUUUGAAAACAAUUUCGUUUUAAAAUGAACAAACACAUCAAACAUUCUAGUUAUUACUUAGUCAUUAUAUCAUUUCGUACAAAUAAUCAUUAGUUGAAUACAAAUAUUCGAUUACGAAAUUCACUUGAAGUGGUUUUGUGAUUCUUGACAAUUAUCAGACAAGUUGCUGCUUGAAUCGCUAUGACAUUAUGAUGUAACGCUAAAUGACGUCACUGAUCACUUGUUAGGAUCACGUUAAUGAUACAUUCAAUAAAUUUAAAUAUAAAUAAUUGAAACUACUUAUAUGUUUUAUUCGCGCAUUUGUUAUUUCAUUUGCAUUAAUGUAAUGUGUGAAAUAGACACAAUACGUUUUCCACAUUUUUUACAGUUUAAUAAUAUGUAAACUGGUUACCCAGUGAUUGAAAUUGGACCGCAAUUCAGUGUUCCAAACAUUUACCAACGCAAGAACUGCAUUAUAUUAUAUACCUAUAUUUGGAACAUUUAACAUCAAUAUUUUUAUCUUUCUGCGCUCUUCUUUGUUAUUAUAUAAACUUUAAAUAUGCCAAGUCAUGUUAUCGAAAUGUCAUAUCGAAGAUACAAUAAAAUUAUAUUGAGUUAUUUAGUUUCGUAACAUUCGCUCGAUUAACAUCAGAAAUAAGCCGGAUGGUAACUGCGAACCCGUCGAAAUCAGAAUACGUAAAAACUAUUUUAUCGGCAUUAAGAUUUUAUCUAGUACUAAAAAGUUAAUGUGACUCGGCAAAUCUGUUUAAUUACCCGAAAUGUACUAUCUUUUAAAAUUUACUGUCAAUAAGUAUACUGUUAGUAAGUAUAUACUGUCAAUAAGUAUACUGUUAGUAACUAUAUACCGUCAAUAAUCUGUACUAUCCUUUAAAAUUUACUGUCAAUAAGUAAACUGUUAGUAAGUAUAUACUGUCAAUAAGUAUACUGUUAGUAACUAUAUACCGUCAAUAAUCUGUACUAUCCUUUAAAAUUUACUGUCAAUAAGUAUACUGUUAGUAAGUAUAUACUGUCAAUAAGUAUACUGUUAGUAACUAUAUACCGUCAAUAAUCUGUACUAUCCUUUAAAAUUUACUGUCAAUAAGUAAACUGUUAGUAAGUAUAUACUGUCAAUAAUCUGUACUAUCUUUUAAAAUUUACUGUCAAUAAGUAUACUGUUAGUAAGUAUAUACUGUCAAUAAUCUGUACUAUCUUUUAAAAUUUACUGUCAAUAAGAUAAUGGUUUCCGAGAAAAAUGGUAGUGAUUCACAAAAGCAAAUUUUAAUUUCGUAUUUCCUCAUCGCUUAAAAGCGUAUCUAAAAAGAAAUGGAAACAGAACUCAAUUAAAUCUGGACGGUUUUAAAUUUUAAAUUGCUUUAUUUCAAAUCAUUAAUUAGCGAACUCGUUCUAUUGUAAUUCAAGAGAAAGAAUCUAAAAUGAAAACAGAAUGCACAAAAAAUACAUGUACAUUUAUAGACAUUUGCUCAUUCCAAAUUGUUAAUGCUAUUAUAAUUCUUAUCGAGCCGCAUUAAAUACAUAUAACAAUUAGACUAAUUAUUAAGUAAAUAAAACGUCGGUGGAUCAGAAAAGGGCAAGCGAAGUAUAAGCCGGCCAACUUUAAGUGUCCAUGUAGUUAGUUUAAGUUGACUUAUGGAUGGUACGUAAAUGAGUUUAUUACUUGCGACUUUACGCUAAAUUAAUUAUUAUAGAGGUAUUUUGACCGGAGAUUUCACAAUUUGACCACUUAUUAUUAACUCGCAUUCUUAUCUGUUCGGGUGGAAUCUUGUAAUUUUAAUUAUUUAUUUUCCUACCAAUGCUGAUAGCCUUGCGAGGCUAUUUCAGCUUCUCCUUGACGUGUAGGUGAGCUCACGGGCCUCAAACCGGAGUGGUGCUAACACUGACCCUAGCAAGUGCAGUGCCUCGCAGAAUCUACCACCGGAUCGUAAACGCGACCCACUGAGAACAUCCGGCGAGAAAAUUAGUGGGCUAUGUCUAUGGGCAAAAUUUUAAUAAGUUUUAGACGUAACUCUCGAACUAAAAUAUUUGGACAUGUCUUAAAAUAGGAAUGCAUCUCUGCAAAAGCCGUCAGAGAAAAAAUGUCAUACGUUUAUAAUUCGUUUUAAAAUUUUAUAAACAUUACCUUUUUUGAUGAGAUAUAUUGUCCUGUGGUCUAUUCAUGAUGAGUUAUCAGAGCUUUAUAGCACCUAGACGAAUUCCAUAAAGUCCGGUUUAUAAAGUCUUCGACUAUUUUAACAUUUCCUUAUAAAGUUCUGAUAGUUCAUUCUAAAUAGGACCAAACUUGUGUAUGUUUAGUCUUAAGAUGCAGCUGGUAAUUCUACAUUGCAUCUUUUAUUUUUCUAUUACUACUUUCCAUUUAACUAUUAGGUACACUACGUUUAUUAUGGCUGUAAGAGAUUAGUAUUUUAAUUGUUAAUCAAAGUAUUUUUAUUAUAUUUCGUUUUUUUUUAAAUUUUAAUAUAAUUUAGAAUAUUAUACAUAUUAAUAUCGAUUGCACGUUGAAGUGGCGUUCGGAAAAAUUCUGAACGUCGGCAGGCUCCCUUUGGACGCUUGAAAACUCCCGGAAAUUUUACCGAACAUUUGCUUCCUUGUGACAGUCGCGUUAAAGACGAAUAGAAAUACUGGCUGGAUCGGUACAAACAUAUGAGGCUGUCAGCGCAAAAGUGGUAAAACCCACAUUUUUUUAUAUUCAAGGUAUAACAUGAAUAUAUGAAUUUAUUUCAAAUAUACUAAAUUUUGGUGCAAAAUCGGCCUAUCCAUAGUUUCACCCAUAGAUAACAGAUGGCUUUGUAAAAAUUAUUUUUGCGAGUAUUGUUUUUUUGCCAAUCAAAUUGAAAUUCAUGAAAACUUAAACCUCAUUGCUCCAUACUUAGUAUAGUAAGAUUAGGCCACUUUUGCGCUGACGGCCUCAUAUAGCGUGCGUCCGGGCCAUGACAUAAACACCCCGUGACGAAUGUAUUGCUCAAAUGACGAGAUUUAUUAAAUUUUAUUGAAUAAUUUCUAGUUAAGUUUGUUUAAAAUUAUAAGGUUGUCUAGUCCUUGUGUAUUUUUACUUAAUGUGAUUUAAUUCUAAUUGCGAAUAAAGUGCAUGAUUGUUUUGAUA
Messenger RNA from Bombyx mori (domestic silkworm), 5346 nucleotides. It is a transcript of the gene Inx7, whose product is annotated as innexin inx7. The record is from RefSeq and is a predicted model, not a curated record. NCBI's taxonomy places the organism in Eukaryota, Metazoa, Arthropoda, Insecta, Lepidoptera, Bombycidae. The coding region runs from base 638 to 1891 and encodes 417 amino acids. The transcript has 9 exons. Gene Ontology annotation, cellular component: plasma membrane; gap junction. Gene Ontology annotation, biological process: phototransduction. Gene Ontology annotation, molecular function: gap junction channel activity.